This is a messenger RNA of Fonsecaea nubica, 1083 nucleotides long. RefSeq lists its product as hypothetical. Lineage: Eukaryota; Fungi; Ascomycota; Eurotiomycetes; Chaetothyriales; Herpotrichiellaceae. Gene Ontology annotation, cellular component: nucleus; cytoplasm. The transcript has a single exon. The record is from RefSeq and is a predicted model, not a curated record. Bases 1 to 1083 code for a protein of 360 amino acids.
AUGGUUGCCGAAACAGCGACGAAGCGGAUCAAGCCCGAUCCCCUUAUUAUUGGCACUCACAAUGGCCACUUUCAUGCGGACGAAGCCCUGGCAGUCUACAUGCUUCGUCUCCUUCCCGAGUAUGCGUCUGCUGCUCUCGUCCGCACUCGCGAUCCUGCGCUUCUAGAGACCUGCCACACAGUCGUCGAUGUUGGCGGUGAAUAUGACGCUUCCAAGAAUCGCUAUGACCAUCAUCAACGAUCCUUCAGCACGGCUUUUCCCGAUCACAAGACAAAACUCUCCUCUGCCGGUCUAGUCUAUAUGCAUUUUGGCAAAGCCAUCAUUGCUCAACACACCAAACUUCCUAUCGACCACCCUGACGUGGACCUGCUUUACCGAAAACUGUACGAUGACUUCAUCGAGGCGGUCGAUGCGAAUGACAAUGGUAUCUCCAAGUAUGAUGGUUCACAACUCGAACAAGCUGGCAUUGAGCAAAAGUUCAAGGACAGUGGGGUGACCCUGGCAAGCUUGGUCAAUGACCUGAACCAUGAAGAUCCCUUGACCCUUGGUGCGCCCUCACGUUCCACCGAAGAUCAACCCCAAGCCGAAGAGGACUACAGAUUUACUCAGGCUUCGACGCUCAUGGGUACCGCUUUCUUGCGCAAACUCCACGGCGCAGCUACUGCGUGGCUGCCUGCACGUGCAAUUGUCAAAGAAGCCUUUCAAUCUCGCAGCAAAGAACACCCUUCUGGUCAACUCAUGGUCCUGCCACGCGCCGGUGUACCGUGGAAAGAACACCUGUACAAUAUCGAAGAUGAAAACAAGGUUCCUGAAGACCAAAAGAUUCUCUACGUGAUAUACCCUGAGAAAGAGGAGCCUGGCUCCAAGUGGAGGAUCCAGGCUGUGAGUAAAGAUUUCUCAAGCUUUGAAAACCGAAAGAGCCUACCAGAACCAUGGCGUGGCGUGAGAGACGAAGAGCUCGAUGCUCUGCUCGGCGACGACGUUGAAAAUGGCGCAGUCUUUGUUCAUGCAAGUGGCUUUAUUGGAGGUCACAAGACAGAGGCUGGAGUCCGGGCGAUGGCUGCCCUCGCUUUGGCCGCGUGA